Molecule: messenger RNA, 842 nt
Organism: Asparagus officinalis (garden asparagus)
Lineage: Eukaryota; Viridiplantae; Streptophyta; Magnoliopsida; Asparagales; Asparagaceae
Product: dehydrodolichyl diphosphate synthase 6-like
Exons: 3
Coding region: 113-787 (224 amino acids)
Biological process (GO): polyprenol biosynthetic process
Cellular component (GO): endoplasmic reticulum
Source: RefSeq, a predicted model, not a curated record
GUAGUAAGAAGUUAAGUUGGUUAUCUCUAAUGAGUUUUCUUUUUGGGGCGCACAUCUACUGUGUUCGGCACUCAGAGUAACUAGCGAUUUAUUCAAACUAGAAGGUUAAAUCAUGGACGCUAAAACAAGCACUACCCUCAUCCCGACGACCCUCUUGGACGGCGUCCGCAGCUCCCUCCGCCGCCUCCUCUUCCAGGUCCUCUCCGUCGGCCCGAUGCCCCACCACGUAUCCUUCUACGGCUUCAGUAUCGACAACUUCAAACGCCGGCCCACCGAAGUCCAAAUCCUCAUGGGCCUCAUCCGCGACAAAGCCGAGGCGAUGAGCCACAAUAGUGGCAUCGUCGACGAGCUCGGCGUCCGUGUCGAGUUCCUAGGGAAGUUGGACACGCUGGAUGAGCCAACAAGGGAAGCGAUACAGGGAGUCAUGGAUGCAACGGCGAAGAAUACAAAGAUGGUGCUGUUGAUUUGUUUGGCGUAUACUUCGACAGAUGAGAUCGUUCACGGAGUUAAGGGGGCGGUGACUGAGAAAAUUGAUGGCGAUGCAUCGAUAUCGGUGGAGGAUUUGGAGAAGAACAUGUAUUACGCAGGGUGUCCGGAUCCGGAUAUUUUGGUGAGGACUUCAGGAGAGACUCGGCUGAGCAAUUUCCUUUUAUGGCAGACGACGCAUUGUUUGUUGUAUUGCCCGCGGUGUCUUUGGCCGGAGAUAUCGUUGAGGCAUUUGGUUUGGGGUGUUGUGCAGUAUCAGAGGAAUUACCAGUACUUGGAGAAGAUUAAGAAGAAAAUGUGAAAGCUAGCUCAACUGUGUACCGUGGCAUAUGUGGAAUUUAACAACUAGUCCAUGA